GGAGAGGUCUGGGGAACGACCAUGGAAACACAACACAGGCUUUUCUGAACCCAUAGCGGAUGCUGGACUCCAGAACAUGGAAACCCCGUCAGUCUCUUGUAUCUGUGAACUGUGCGACUGCGGGCGUCACAAACAUCACAAGGACUGCAGGAAACAGCGGCGUGUUCAGCGCAGGGAAACACAGAGUGACUGCUACAUCUCGCACUACAAGGCCACCUUCAACGCUCCAUGGAAUGUCCCUCCUCGGAGCAGCAAGAGACCUCCCCACACUCCCCAGCUCUGCAGCCUACCCCCCAUGAACUUGGUCACUACACAACGGACUGAAUUCAUCCCUCGGCCACUUGGGGGAAGAGCCAAGCCCAUUAUUCCUAUGGAAAGCUACUACCAGAGCCCACGAGAGCAAUUAAUGGAAAAGACCCUCUAUAGCCUCCAUUAUCCUCCUAAGGAAGCGGAAAAGACGGCACCUACACGGCCUGCUGACACUCUUUGCCAACCACCGCCUUCCAAGUUUCAACACAGCACCACAAACAAGGAAGAAUACAAAGAAUGGAAGGCAGCGCGUCAGCCACAGUAUGGUGAACUGCCAGCCAUCGCAGGAUCACUCCUUUUCCCUGGUGACUCGUACGAGAUGAAAACUACAACUCAAGAUCAUUUUUCUGAGAAGAGAAUGGCAAAAGUUGCCCCAGUGAGAGCCGUGGAGUGUCACUUAAGCAUUGAAGGUGAACAUGACAUGACAACCACACAUCAGUCCACCUUCCACCCUCUGCCAUUGGAGAAAAAAGCAAGAAGAAGGAAAAUCAAAGAAGACGGACCGAAAACAGCUAUCCAACGACCACAGAUAGAGGCUGUGACCAAGUAUCAGAGUGACUUUCCGAUGCCCCGCCAUGCCACAGAACCGACCAGAGCAGCCCUCCCUCCUCCUGAUAACCUAACUGUGAAUUCCCACUUCAGUAACAACUUUCAGACAGUACAAAGGGAGACUUUUCCUGGCUGGGACCCCCUGUUGAACCCACGGCCUGAGCCUGUCCGCUUAAAAGAGGAAUUAACCUCCAUGGAGAGAGAGCGAAGGGGAAAAGUGGAUGGGAACACAGUGUCUAAGCUAGCUUUUCAACCUCCAGAACCGAUACAAAAGGAUCCAAUUCAAAGACCACGGUCUGUGCUUCGGGUACUCAAUGCAAAGUUUGAUGGAUCCACUCACAACAGCAGUGUCUUUAAGGACUGGGGUGUCCAACCACACAAACAACAUGGGGAUCCUAGAGAUGGCAUCUCACUAAGACCUUUGAUGAAGUUGGACAGUCAGACCACCUCUGGAACCACCUUUGUGCCAAAAAAAGGAGAAAUGGUGAAGAACUUCAAACCAGAAAAGGACAACAUAGAACUGUAUGGAGAGAGGGACUUCACCACUGUGCACAGAGAUACAUACAGGACGCCAGCACUACCUCAAUGUCGACUCCUUGCCCAUCUCCAGCAAAUGAAAGAAAAGAAAGUUGCAGUGGAUGAGGAGAUCAAGGGCUGAGAGGAGCACUUUACGGAUAUACAAGCUUACACCGCAUCCACAUGAACAUGGCUAACGACUUAUCUAAUCCAACUCCCUAUAGCUUUCAAUGCAAUAACUGAAUCUUGGAUUUUAAUAAAGUAAUUGAGAAUAUAAAUGCUGUUUAAUGAUUAUA
Messenger RNA from Spea bombifrons (plains spadefoot toad), 1670 nucleotides. RefSeq names its product stabilizer of axonemal microtubules 1-like. Lineage: Eukaryota; Metazoa; Chordata; Amphibia; Anura; Pelobatidae. Bases 77 to 1516 code for a protein of 479 amino acids. The record is from RefSeq and is a predicted model, not a curated record. Gene Ontology annotation, molecular function: microtubule binding. Gene Ontology annotation, biological process: microtubule anchoring. Gene Ontology annotation, cellular component: cytoskeleton. The transcript is spliced from 10 exons.